GUGAGCCCUCCUUGGUCGACGCGCUCCAAUGGGACCAACAGCGCGCGAGCUACGUCCAGCGGAUGCUCUCCGUGUCUGUCAAUGCCUCCAUGCCACCUAAGCUCCCGCCAAAGUCGCCAACAGAUAAAAGCAAGUUGAAGGUGGCCAGCACUGACCCCGUAUCAGAAUUUCACCCUGGCACUCCGAAGAAGAAGAAGAACAAGUCGUCGCAGCUCAGCAUUGAUCCAGCAGCGACUGACGACGGCGGCAGCGCCGGUGAACAGACGAUGGUGCUUGACACGGCUAGCGUCUUCCCGUGGCUGCAGUGUGCUCCCUGUCCGGUGCCUCCGUGCCACCCUCAGGCGGACACCCUGUACGACCCCGCCCUAUCAUCCACCUCCGGCACCUUCUCCUGCAACUCCUCCGCCUGCAGGCAGCUCGGACCCUUCGCUAAUGGCUGCGCCAAUAACCAGUGCCAGUACCGCGUCCGGUACCCUGACGGGUCUACCACCAUGGGAACCUACGUCUCCGACGUGAUGACGCUAACCCCCACACGGGUGAUCAGCAAGUUCCAGUUCGGGUGCAGCCACUUCGCGCAGGGCCGCUCCAUCAACACCCUGACCGUCGGGACCAUGGGGCUCGGCAGCGGUUCCGAGUCGCUGGUGUCCCAGGGGAAAGGCUCCUACGGGAACGCCUUCUCCUACUGCAUCCCUCCAACGGCAAGCACCACCGGCUUCUUCCUUCUGGGCGUGCCCCCUGCAUCCUCAUCCAGGUACGUGGUGACUCCCAUGGUCAAGGGCAAGCUCAACCCGGCGCUCUACGUCGUGCGCCUCCAGGCCAUCACCGUCGCCGGGCAGCAGCUCAGCGUGCCGCCCACAAUCUUCGCCGCCGGCUCGGUCAUGGACUCCCGCGCGCCCAUCACGCGCCUCCCACCCACUGCCUACCAGGCGCUGCGCUCCGCCUUCAGGAGCAGGAUGACCAUGUACCGCGCGGCGCCUCCCAAGGAGCACCUCGACACCUGCUACGACUUCACGGGAGUCAGCAGCAUCAGGCUGCCAAAGAUCGCGCUCGUGUUCGACCGGAACGCCGCCGUGGAGCUGGAUCCGUCCGGGAUCCUCUUCGACGGCUGCCUGGCCUUCACCUCCACCAGUGACGACCGCGACACCGGGAUCAUCGGCAACGUCCAGCAGCGUACAAUCGAGGUGGUUUAUGACGUCGGUGGCGGAGCCAUGGCAUUCCGCCGUGCCGCGUGCUAGCCAUCCAGCUGCCCGAUGUCAAUACAGACCGACCAUCAUUUUUAAUUGGCC
Messenger RNA from Lolium rigidum, 1286 nucleotides. RefSeq names its product aspartyl protease family protein At5g10770-like. The transcript has 3 exons. The coding region runs from base 63 to 1235 and encodes 390 amino acids. The record is from RefSeq and is a predicted model, not a curated record. Gene Ontology annotation, biological process: proteolysis. Gene Ontology annotation, molecular function: aspartic-type endopeptidase activity. NCBI's taxonomy places the organism in Eukaryota, Viridiplantae, Streptophyta, Magnoliopsida, Poales, Poaceae.